Messenger RNA from Cygnus olor (mute swan), 775 nucleotides. RefSeq names its product complement factor H-related protein 3-like. The record is from RefSeq and is a predicted model, not a curated record. The coding region runs from base 16 to 417 and encodes 133 amino acids. The transcript is spliced from 3 exons. Lineage: Eukaryota; Metazoa; Chordata; Aves; Anseriformes; Anatidae.
UUCCAAGCGGCUUGUAUGGCCUCCGAAGAAGAUAUGGACAGAAACAAUAUUGAGCUGAGAUGGAGAGGAGAAAGAAAGCUGUACUCGACAUCAGGAGAUUUUAUUGAAUUUGAUUGUAAAAUAGGAUAUGUGCAGGACCCAGCAUCUUCCCCAUUCAGAGUGCAGUGUAUGAACAGGACAUUUGAAUACCCACGGUGCAAGCCAGGAAGGAACUGUAGAUUGAGUGAGACAGAAAUGAAGAGGAACAAUAUUAAACUAAGACAGUCAAGGAGAAGAUCUAACACAUAUCGCUCUAAGGAGACUAUUUCAUUUACAUGCUAUUUUUCCUACCGGGAAGUCUCAAACCCAGAGGAUUUUGAGGCACAGUGCAAGGACGGAGUGAUUAACUACCCCCGAUGUGAAUCGUAUUUUGGAUAAAUGGAAAGGACAUGAAGGAGCCCAGCUGGAGAAAUGAAAGAUCCUUUGACCAACCCAGUGAUUUGAGCACAGUUUUCCCUGGAGUUUGCUGUUUCAUUGUGCUUUGUUUGCAGCUUAGCCAAUGUUCUGUGUUGGAAUUUGCCUUUUUUUUUCCUUUGAAUUGUUGUAUGAUUGUUUUACACUUAACCUUUUUUUGUAAAGGUAUUUGCAUUUUAUCCAUUCAAAUGACUGUACUUCCUUCUUACUUUUGUUCUGUAUUGAUCUCACUGUUAUUUUAUUAACAUUUGCAUCCUGAAGUAGGCUGGCUUUGGUGGCAUACUGAGACAUGAAUUAAAGCGUGCAGCUAAUUUGCUCAUCA